AAUAAGAAUUCAAGUAAAAUAGUGUCCAGCAAAUGAGACGACGGCUGUUAAGACGACAACCGUUUUUGAUGGGAUUAAGACGACCCUACACAUAGCAAUUCGAGCAGUUCAUUUUAAAUGUUUUAACGCGCAUUUGUCGUUUGAAGGUCUUGUCGUCUUAAUAUCAUAUCGUCUUCUUUACCUAGCACCAAGUGAAAUACUGCAACCAUCAUAUCAGCGCACCAUUUUGCAUCUAUGUGCUUACAUAUUGUAUUGAAAUUACACAGAAGCUCAGAAUAAAAGCAGAAAAUUAAUAGACAGCCUGUUUCAUUCAAAAAAAAUAUCAAACACUUUAUUAUAUUCUGCGUCUUUUGGUGGAAAUAUUUGGUGUUGUUUUUUUAGUUACGUGUUUUCUUCAGAUACAAAAAUGGAUUUCUUUUCGGGAAACCGAUACCAAUUCAAGCUCGACAAAUGCCUCAGCUUCACUCAACUAUCUAAGGGGGCCAAGAGCCAUCUGAAGAAUGUCUAUGCGUGCAUGACCCUGUGUCUGCUGGCAGCAGUGGCUGGCUCUGUGAUGUAUCUGCAGUGGAUGCGUCUGGCUGGAUUCCUACCCCUCGUCGGGUCCAUCGGAUCACUCCUCUAUUUGGGGGCCACCUCCUCUCCCGGACUCAGCCAGAAGAGAGUGGGCGCACUGGGACUGUUCGGAUUCUGCAAUGGUCUGUCGCUGGGUCCGUUGUUGGACUCUGUGAUUGAGCUGAACCCGGCCAUAGUGGUCACUGCCCUGCUCUACUCCUCCUUCCUCUUCCUCUCUCUCACACUCGCCGCACUCUACUGUCAGAAGAGGUCCCUGCUGUACCUGGGGGGCUUUCUGAUGGCCGCCCUGAACAUCAUGUUCUGGAGCAGCAUGUUGAGGAUGUUGUUCGGAGUGCGUCUGCUGGGAGGUGUGGAACUUUAUCUGGGACUGGCAGUGUUCUGUGGAUUCAUCCUCUUCGACACCCAGAUGAUCAUCUACCGAUUCGAGGACUGUGGCGAGAAGGACUUCAUAUGGCAUUCGGUGGAUUUGUUCCUCGACUUCAUCAACGUCUUUGUGCGCAUCCUCAUCAUCCUCUCUAAGAAAGAGGAGCGCAAAGGAAACAGCAAACGUCGUUAAAGAUGUGAGAACAUGAACUAAAACAACUACGAUGCCGAAGGAAGAGCAUCGACAAAUCGUCAAACUGGUCCUCAUACUUGAACUUGAACUCAAUCAUUCAAUACUAAAUACGUAUAUACAGAUGAUGCUGUAACUCUAAAUUGUAAUAAUCGGUUGAUGCAACUUUUUUGUAUUAAAAACAAAUUUGAAGAAUAUGCACAAAUGUCUUUGUUGCAUCAUGCCUAAUGAAUAGCUUAACCAUUAGCAAGUGCUUGACAAAUAAAACUGUGACAUGCUUAGACUCUUUAGAUAUAUGAUUCCUUUCGGUGUACAUGUUUCCCUUUUCAAGAGGAUUUUACUGUUGCUUCUUUGAAUACCGACUUGUGAACCGACAAGGUAAUUAAAAACGGAGGCAUCCUUCAGCUGUA
Molecule: messenger RNA, 1536 nt
Organism: Symsagittifera roscoffensis
Lineage: Eukaryota; Metazoa; Xenacoelomorpha; Acoela; Convolutidae
Product: probable Bax inhibitor 1
Exons: 6
Coding region: 407-1129 (240 amino acids)
Biological process (GO): negative regulation of RNA splicing; cellular response to unfolded protein; negative regulation of endoribonuclease activity
Cellular component (GO): mitochondrial membrane
Molecular function (GO): enzyme binding
Source: RefSeq, a predicted model, not a curated record